AUGGAAAAUAACACUGCAGCAUUGCUGACAGAGUUUGUCCUCACAGGGCUUCCAUAUCAACUGGAAUGGCAGAUUGCCCUCUUCCUGGUGUUCUUUGCAAUAUACCUCACCACGAUUGUGGGAAACCUGGGGCUCAUUGCUCUCAUCUGGAAUGACUCUCAUCUUCAUAUACCCAUGUACUUGUUUCUUGGGAAUUUAGCAUUUGUGAAUACUUGGUUAUCAUCCACUGUGACACCAAAGAUGCUGGUAAACUUGGUAGCUAAGAGCAAAUUGAUAUCGCUCUCUGAAUGCAUGACAAAAUUUUUUUCCUUUGCAACCAGUGCCACAAUGGAAUGUUUUCUCUUGGCAGCAAUGGCUUAUGAUCACGACAUUGCCAUAUGCAAGCCUUUACUUUAUCUGGCUAUUAUGACCAAUACACUAUGUAUCGAUCUAUUAAUUUUAUCAUUUGUAGGUGGCUUUCUUAAUUCUUUAACUCAUAAAGGACUUUUAUUCAGAUUAACCUUCUGUAACUCCAAUGUGAUACAUCACUUUUAUUGUGACAUUAUACCAUUGUUAAAAAUUUCUUGUACAGAUCCUUCCAUUCAUUAUCUAAUGCUUUUUAUUUUGUCAGGCUCAAUUCAGUUACUCACAAUUGUGACUGUUAUUGUCUCCUAUACAUUUGUUCUUUUUACAAUUUUAAAAAAGAAGUAUCUCAAAGGCACAAGGAAAGCUUUCUCCACCUGUGGAUCUCAUCUUCUCUCUGUGUCUUAAUAUUAUGGUAGUCUUGUCUUCAUGUAUAUGCAUCCUGCGUCUUCACAAGCAGAUGGACAAGAUAUGAUGGACUCUUUAUUUUACACUGUCAUAAUUCCUGUGUUAAAUCCAGUCAUCUACAGCCUGUGAAAUAAGAAAGUAAUAGAUUCUCUAACAAAAGCAUCAAGGAGAAAUGUUUAG
Molecule: messenger RNA, 930 nt
Organism: Cavia porcellus (domestic guinea pig)
Lineage: Eukaryota; Metazoa; Chordata; Mammalia; Rodentia; Caviidae
Product: olfactory receptor 5H8
Exons: 1
Biological process (GO): G protein-coupled receptor signaling pathway
Cellular component (GO): membrane
Molecular function (GO): G protein-coupled receptor activity; olfactory receptor activity; odorant binding
Source: RefSeq, a predicted model, not a curated record